UGAAAUCAACAAGUAUGGCGGCCCAAACGUUUCAGCAGGAGUAUAUGCAGAUGCCCCCAAUAACAAGGGCGUAUACAACUGCAUGUGUUCUAACAACUAUUGCCGUGCAACUUGAUAUCAUCACACCAUUCCAGAUAUACUUCAAUCCAGACCUUAUAUUUAGGAGUUAUCAGUUAUGGCGCCUGAUCACCAACUUCUUAUACUUUGGUCCGAUUGGGUUCAACUUCCUGUUCAACAUGAUAUUUGCAUAUCGGUAUUGUCGGAUGUUGGAAGAGGGAUCGUUCAGAGGCCGGACGGCUGACUUCUUCUUCAUGUUUCUCUUUGGAGGACUUUUAAUGACUAUCAUUGCAUUGUUUGUAAAUCUUGUGUUCCUGGGAAGUGCUUUCACAAUAAUGCUGGUGUAUGUGUGGAGCCGAAGAAACCCUUACAUAAGAAUGAACUUUUUUGGUCUCAUGAACUUUCAAGCACCAUAUUUACCAUGGGUGCUUCUUGGUUUCUCUUUGUUGCUAGGCAACUCAAUAAUUGUUGAUCUUAUGGGUAUAGCUAUAGGCCAUGUCUACUACUUCCUAGAGGAUGUGUUUCCACAGCAACAAGGGGGAUUUAAGUUGCUUAAAACACCAAGUAUCUUAAAAUAUCUAUUCGAUGCAGCCCCUGAAGAUCCCAAUUACAACCCUUUACCUGAAGAUCGCCCUGGUGGCUUUGAAUGGGGUCAAGGUCAAAGGGUGGGGGCUCAGGAGCAGGGUCAAGGUCAAGAGGGAGAUGGAAACUGAGAAGCCAUGGAUCUUCCAUAACUAUGACAAACGUUAUUCCAACUCCGAGUCUCAAGAGAGAGCCAUAUUAAGAUGUUCAGUCCACAUAAUAUGGUUUUUUGUUUAGCCAAACAUCGAGCAGCAUCUACCUGAACCAAAAGAGGCCGAGUUGUUUAGCUCAAUGUUUUUCAGCGAGUGCAAUCCGUGAGAUUUAUAACUUACAGGGUUGGUGUGCCACAGGGAUGGCUUCUGGACCCUUCAUCAUUAUCAUGGUUUACAUUUUUCAAGAUCCGGAC
This is a messenger RNA of Haliotis rubra (blacklip abalone), 1045 nucleotides long. Its product is annotated as derlin-2-like. The record is from RefSeq and is a predicted model, not a curated record. Lineage: Eukaryota; Metazoa; Mollusca; Gastropoda; Lepetellida; Haliotidae. Bases 15 to 770 code for a protein of 251 amino acids. Gene Ontology annotation, cellular component: endoplasmic reticulum membrane; Hrd1p ubiquitin ligase ERAD-L complex. Gene Ontology annotation, biological process: endoplasmic reticulum unfolded protein response. Gene Ontology annotation, molecular function: misfolded protein binding; ubiquitin-specific protease binding. The transcript is spliced from 6 exons.